Penicillium vulpinum is the source of this 987-nucleotide messenger RNA. RefSeq names its product autophagy-related protein 27. The transcript has 3 exons. The coding region runs from base 1 to 987 and encodes 328 amino acids. The record is from RefSeq and is a predicted model, not a curated record. NCBI's taxonomy places the organism in Eukaryota, Fungi, Ascomycota, Eurotiomycetes, Eurotiales, Aspergillaceae.
AUGCAAAUACAAUCAAGCGGAUUCUCACUCCUCCUCUCCGCCCUCCUACCCAGCCUGGCAUCCGCGUCUGGUUUCGACUGCGCGGACAUUAGGCUCAACAAUUACAAAUACGAUCUCAGUCCCCUAAAAGGUGUCCAUGAGGUGACUAAUACCGUGACGACGGACGACUUCGUGACGAAUACAACCUACCGAUUGAAUAUCUGUAAUAUUCUCGGUAGUGCUGCCCGGUUUGACGGCGCGACGUGUGGGACUAGCAAAAAUAUUUGUGGAUUCGCUCACCGAAAAGCAAAGGAUGGAAAUGGUGGCUCUACGUUCGGAUUCCCGAUCGUCGGCCUUGAACCCCUUGGCCAAGGCUCGAAAAACCCACAACUGAAGCGAUUGAAGGAUCUCGACCCGGAGACCGAGGGGCUGCGCGUUAGGCUGGAAGGUGGCUCAUACAAGGGAGAUGGCAAUGAUCAGAAGGCCAAGAAGGCAGCCGCUGUCAUUGACUUCCAGUGCGACCACGAGCGAUCUGGACUGGAGGGCCUGCGUACCCUUGCAGAUGAAUUGGAGACGAAGGAGCGACGAAAGAGAGUGGAAGGCGAGGAAGGUGGUGGCUUGCCGGCGGGAAACAGCACCUCGGGCAACAGUACCAGUAGUCUGCAGUUCAAGAGCUUUGCUCAGUCUGAUGAUGAUACCUACAUCCUGAGACUGGAUUGGCGCACAAAGUAUGCCUGCGACGAGUUCGAGGAUGACAAGGGCGAUACUCCUAGCUCUAAGAGCUGGGGUUUCUUUACUUGGUUGAUCAUCAUUGCCUUCCUCUGCAUCGCUACUUACCUCAUCUUUGGCUCAUGGCUCAACUACAACCGUUACGGCGCCCGCGGCUGGGACCUACUCCCUCACGGCGACACCAUCCGCGAUAUCCCCUACCUCUUCCAAGACUGGCUCCGCCGUGUGAUCAAUACCCUGCAAGGAUCGGGCUCGCGGGGUGGGUACAGUGCGGUAUGA